Lactuca virosa is the source of this 819-nucleotide messenger RNA. Lineage: Eukaryota; Viridiplantae; Streptophyta; Magnoliopsida; Asterales; Asteraceae. The record is from the annotation of a GenBank genome assembly.
AUGGAAUGUGUAGAUGAGCAAAUACGAAGGCAAUGGAAACGCACACGAAAUACUUUGAAAGAUUUUUGGAAGAAAAAUGGAGGAAUGACCGAUCCACAAUUAGCACGAUCUAAAAUAAAGCCAGAUUGUCGUAGCAAAGAAGAUUGGUCUCAUUUGUGUGAUUAUUGGGAGACAGAUAAAGCACAGAAGUAUGCUGAUCAAAUGAAAAAUAAUCGAGAAAAACUAGUGAUUUCAAGUAGAGGAGGUUCUCGAUCAGUAGCAAAUCACAAAUUUAGCAUGAAAAACAAAGAGACUCAAUUGCCCCCCACCCCAAUCGAAUUAUAUCAUAAGUUGCAUUUUCAUCCUACAAAGGAAUGGCUAAAUGAUGAGACACGCAUUCAAUAUGAAAAUAUUCUCCAAAUGAAAGAGGAUGAAUGUACCAAAUUAGUUUCUGCGGGAGUAAGCAUUACUCCAGAAAUGGAAUAUGAAAUAGAGAAAAAAGUCGUUAAAACCAUUUGUGCAAAACAUAAAACAUUACUAUCUGGAUGGGAGGCUUCAAGUGGACCUAUUAUGAGGAAAAAAGAUCUACAUAUCUUAUCAGCAGCGGAACCGUCUCAAUCAGCCUCAACGGAUGAAAUGGCUUUGAAAAAUAAAGUUACUGCACUCGAGGAAGAGAUUCGAGAAAACAAAGAAAAAGUGAAACAAAGUGAGGAGAAAUGUGAAAAGAUGCUUCAAUUUAUGAUCUCGAAGUUCCCAGAUUCUCAAAACAUAUUAUGCCCGCCUGAUAAAGAAGGAUUUCAUGCAUAUGAUGACAUGACAAACACAUAUGAUGAAGAGUAA